GUGCAGGAAGCGGGGUCCGGGGUGUGUCCGAGGCAGGGAUCAGCCGGGUAACGGGUCUCCGAGCUAGCACUGCCGGGUAGUCAUUAGGGUCCAGAGUUAACGCCGCUCUCCGAGCUCCGGGGCGGGCUCGGGCAGACCCUGGGUCGCGCUGGCAGGUGGGGCGACAGGCCUGCAGUGUUUCCAGUGACCGCGCAGCGUCUGGAGCCUGGUUGUGGGGCGAGGGGCCCACCUCUCGGGUGGGCUGUUGCUGCAGCGCCCCCAGGAAAGCUGCCUUGGCGCAGACCCCUAAUGUAGAUGUGCUUCACCCCCAUAAAACCUGGCUUGUCAUCGCCCCGGGGCUCCACUGGCGAGGGGGGAACCCACGGGCCACACAGGCCGUGUCCUUAGCUGGGCCUGGGGGUGCCUCUGCCGGGCGGAGACCUGUGCAGGGCACCCUCCCGCUCGCAGCCCUGGCUGGGUGCGGGGCAGCCGGAGCUGAGUGUCUCUGAGCGCCCGCCUGCGAGCUUUGCCCCCGCUCGGUGCCCGAGUCCCUGCUGCCAGCCCAGCCCAGCCACACGGCUCGGAGGGGCGCGAAGGUGCCAGUGCGGCUCCUGCUACCCCCCCCACACCCCGGCUCCGCAGCCGUGCCCAGGCCGCGAGAGCCCUGCCCGGUCAGGGGCCAGCCUGCUGCUGCUUCCUCUGCCCCCCCGCCUCGCAGGGGCUCCUCUCUCGCAUGCCCGGGGCUCCUGGAUCAUCCCCUGAACGUGCCCUCGGGCCUGGUCUGGCAUAGCGCGCGCAGCUAGGCUUUGGGAAGCAGACCCGUGCCUGCCGCCCGGGGUGAGGCUGGUACAAGCCGGAGAGGAAUGGAAGGGGGGUACUCCCUGUCCCCUCGCUCUGGGGCAGGCCCAGGGCCAUGCUGGAGUUCCCAGCAGGGUGCUGUCCCGGGCACAGCCGCGGUCCUGUGGGGGCCUGUGCCCAGGUCUCUCCCCAUGCAGGCGUAGGAGCCGGGGGCUCUGGGGCACACGCAGCCGGCCCCUCGGCCAGGGCGUGCUCAUGGGUGCUGGAGGGGCCCGGUUCACGCCCACGGCAGGAUCUGGGCAGGAGCUCGCUUGUGUGGGCUGAGGCUGAACUGGCCAGGGAGGGAUCCGCAAACCUUCCGGGCUGUGCCCCAGCGCCUGGGCUGCGUCCCAGUGCACUGGGCCCCAUGGCCUCUGAUCUGGGGUCUGCUUCCCUUUGCAGUGGGGGGCUCAGUAACCUGCUGUACAAAUGCAGCCUCCCGGAACACAUCCUGAGUGUGGGCGAUGAGCCUCGGCAGGUGCUGCUGCGCGUCUACGGGGCCAUUCUGCAGGGCGUGGACUCGCUGGUUCUGGAGAGCGUGAUGUUUGCCAUCCUGGCAGAGCGGGCACUGGGGCCGCGGCUCUACGGGGUCUUUCCCCAGGGGCGGCUGGAGCAGUACAUUCCGAGCCGGCGUCUGUGCACAGAGGACCUGCAGGACCCCGACAUCUCCAGGGAGAUAGCGAUGAAGAUGUCCCGCUUCCACGGCAUGGUGAUGCCCUUCAACAAGGAGCCCAAGUGGCUGUUUGGGACCAUGGAACGGUACCUGAAGCAGAUCGCCGAGCUCACCUUCCUUCAGGACGCCCAGCGGAAGUUGUUCAGCCAGCUGAAAGCCUAUAACCUGCAGAAGGAAAUGGGGAGCCUCAGGGAGCUGCUGGAGUCCACGCCCUCCCCUGUGGUCUUCUGCCACAAUGAUGUGCAGGAAGGGAACAUCCUGCUGCUGGCUGGGCGCGAGUCACACCCCAGCGACAAGCUGAUGCUGAUUGACUUUGAAUACAGCAGCUACAACUACAGGGGCUUUGACAUUGGCAAUCACUUCUGUGAGUGGGUGUACGACUACACCCAUGACACGUGGCCCUUCUACCAGGCCUCCAUGGAGAACUACCCCACGCGUCAGCAGCAGUUGCACUUCAUCCGGCACUACCUGUGGGAGGACUCGGUGCGGCGCGGGGACACCACGCAAGAGGAGCAGGCCCGCAUCGAGGAGGAGAUGCUCACCGAGAUCAGCCGGUUUGCUCUGGCCUCUCACUUCUUUUGGGGCCUCUGGUCCAUCCUGCAGGCGAAGAUCUCCACCAUUGAGUUCGGCUACCUGCCUGAUGCUGUCUCCCUGCCCAGGAUUACGCGCGGUGCCGUUUCGAGGCCUACUUCCAGCAGAAGGCACAGUGCCUGUGACCAGCCCGGCUCUGCCUGCCCCGCGCUUGCCUGCCUCCUGCCUUAGGACCUCGGCCUCGCCGUGCUGCAGACAUGUGGGGCCUGGCUGGAGCAGCGGAGUGGCCCCUCCCCGGCCAAGGGACAGCAGCUGGCAAGGAUCCCAAGGGACCAACGCCCCCAGACCAGCCUCCCUUGCCCCCCGGGUGGGGGCGGGGGGGAUGCCCUGGCUGGCCAGUGAGCAGCGGUGGGUGCUGGGGGUCUGGCUCACUCCAGGGCAGGGAUCUCCUUGCAGGGUGUUUGGGGGCAAGGCUGGGCUGUCAGGGCAGGGAAACGGUUAAUGUUCCGGUUUGGGGAGUGAAGGCAUGGGCUGCCCUCCCCCAGUGUGUGUUAGGAUCCCCACCCUCUCCAGGGUGGGUUGUGUGGGGCCGGCUCCCCCUGUACCGCCUCUCCGCACUGCCCAUUGUCAGAUGGUUCUGUGUGGCCAUGGGGGUCCCACUGAGCAGGGCGGCUGCAGCCUCGGUCCCCUCCCUGGGGCAGGAGGGGCUCAGCUCCCCUGGGUUCCCUUCGAGUGCACUGGGGGCUGCGCUGGGCAUGUGCAGGGGUCUCCGCUCUGGGAGAUGGGGCCUGGGAGCUGAAUGUGCUACACGGGCAUUUGCCUCUGCCCCACGGUUCUGUCCUUGCGUCUCUGCCUCCCCUGGCCUGGGGCGCUACCCAGCUCUGCUGCCCCACCCUUCUGCCCCAGUGCCCUUCCUGCACCCCAUACACCCGCUUCCUGCAGGUGUGGGGGGCCUGGGGCUCCGGCCUGCCGAUGUAACCUGGGCUCCGCGAGCGUGGGCUGCAUGGGGGAGACCUGGAUGCUCUGCCCCUGCCCCCGGCAGAGCCCCUCCUGCUGGCCCCUUUUCUGGAGAAGCAGGGGGAGUUUGUAGGUGUGUGGCCAGCCCGGGAUGCUGCCCCCGCAGGCAGUGCUGGCCUAUCUCCAGCGCCGCUCAUGGGAUGAAGGUGGCAGCUGCUGGCAAUGGGGGAUGGGCUCUAGUAGGGUCCCCUGCUCCGGCUGGGGGAGUUGGUGGGGGCCACCUCCUGCAGCCCUGCCCCAAAGCGCCUCCCUGCCUGGGCCCUGUGACCGGGGCUCUGCACUCGCUUUCUCUGCCAGUCCCCAGCAUCUGCUGCCCCCUCGGAGCCGAGCCCCCGGGCGGGGCCCUCCACUGCCUAGCAAGAGACUGUGAACUCUGCACUCAGACCAAUAAAUGCCUGGCACUGUC
This is a messenger RNA of Caretta caretta (loggerhead turtle), 3443 nucleotides long. NCBI's taxonomy places the organism in Eukaryota, Metazoa, Chordata, Testudines, Cheloniidae. The record is from RefSeq and is a predicted model, not a curated record.